AUAAGAAACAAAUUGAGCUGAUUAAUUAAGAAAAAAAUCCACGAACAUGACAAGGGAUCCUCUAAUAGUUUCAGGGGUAAUAGGGGAUGUGUUGGAUCCAUUCACAAGGUGUGAAGACUUUAGUGUGUUGUACAACAAUAGCAUGGCGGUUUACAAUGGCUGUGCCUUGAGGCCUUCACAAGUUGUCAACCAGCCUAGGGUUGACAUUGGAGGAAAUGAUCCUCACGCUUUUUACACUCUAAUUAUGGUGGAUCCUGAUGCUCCAAACCCAAGCAACCCAACCCUGAGGGAGUAUCUACACUGGCUGGUCACAGAUAUCCCAGGAACUACAGGGGUUAACUUUGGCAAUGAAGUUGUAUGCUACGAAAGCCCGCGGCCUUCAAUGGGAAUUCAUCGCUAUAUUUUCGUGCUGUUUCGGCAAUUGUGUCGAGAAGCUAUCAGUGCUCCCGAUAUUAUUGAUUCUCGACACAAUUUUAACACAAGAGACUGUGCAAGGUUUCACAAUCUUGGUAUGCCUGUUGCUGCUGUUUACUUCAAUUGCAACAGGGAGAGUGGUACCGGUGGCCGUCGCCUAUAAAUUCUAUUAUAGCAUACCCAAAAAAUAAACUCUUGUUAGUAUACCAUAUUGUCUUCUAAAUUUCACUGAAUUCUUAAUUUGUACACGGAUGUGAUCAACAGGAGUGUACAUGUAAAAGUGUAGAUGCUCGUAUAUGUUUCUACUGCUAAAGCUUGGGUAUCUUAUUGUAAAACUAUACUUCAAUUAUAUUGUCAUUCACGCAUUGG
Lycium barbarum (goji berry) is the source of this 783-nucleotide messenger RNA. RefSeq names its product protein VERNALIZATION 3-like. The coding region runs from base 47 to 577 and encodes 176 amino acids. The transcript is spliced from 4 exons. The record is from RefSeq and is a predicted model, not a curated record. Lineage: Eukaryota; Viridiplantae; Streptophyta; Magnoliopsida; Solanales; Solanaceae.